UUUCUCCUUCGAAUCCAAUUUACGCUAAAGUUUCUCCCUCUGUCUUUUUUUUUUUUCUCUCUGAAAUCUAUGAGUAUUGACCAUUGUAAAGACAGUUUCCACCGAUUUUCAUGUCUGUCACAUUGUCUUUUUAAGGAAACAACUAAACCAAAUACUCUCUCUUUUGUUGUUACAUUAAUUUCUCCUAAAGCAUUUUUCCUAUCUUUUCUUGUUCUAUAGUGUCUAUACUCUUUUUAUGCCAAAACCCACACCAUAAACACUUUCUUAUGCACUUUGCAUGCUUUGAAACAUUUCAAGAAUACCACUCAACAAAAGCACACAACAAUGGCAUCAAAAAAUGGGAAAUGGGGUUUGUGUUAUGUUUGAAUUUCAAUGGAGUUGUUGUGAUUUUGGUUAUUUGAAGCAAGUGGGUUUUGAUUCAAUUGAGUGAUGGGUCCUGUUAGAGGGCAUAAAAAGAAGAGGAAGGUAGAGAAGAAAGUUGAAAAGGAUUCUUUAGCUUCUGGGUCUUCAGAGAAUGGUUCUGCUGAUUGGUGGGAGAUGUUAUCUAAAAGAAUUGCCGGAAAUGUUUCUCCGUCAAAGGGUUUGGAUGAGUUUCAAUCUGUUUUCAAGAUGUCUAGAAGAACUUUCGACUACAUAUGUUCCCUUGCAGAGGUGCACAUGCAGGCAAAAUCAGCCCACUAUGUGUUUUCAAGUGGCAAGCCCAUGUCUUUGCAUGAGCAAGUAGCGUUAGCUAUGAGGAGGCUGAGCUCAGGUAAUUCUCUAAUUUCAGUGGGCGACUCGUUUGGUGCACACCACUCAACAGUGUCUCAAGUAACUUGGCGCUUUAUAGAGGCUAUUGAGGAAAAGGGGCUUCACCACAUACGGUGGCCUUCAACAGAGGAGGAUAUGACAGAGAUAAAGUCCAAGUUUGAAAGAAUUCAAGGACUUCCAAACUGUUGUGGUGCAAUUGAUGCUACACACAUCACAAUGAUGUUAUCUUCCUCCGAGCAGACAGCUGACGUAUGGCUCGAUCAAAAUAAGAACCACAGCAUGGUCCUGCAAGCAGUUGUUGACCCUGAUAUGAGGUUCCGUGAUGUUGUCACAGGAUUGCCAGGAAAGCUGAACGAGAAUUCAGUGCUUCAGAGCUCAACCUUAUUUAAACUCUGCGAGAAAGGAGAGAGGUUGAAUGGAAACAAGAUGAAGCUAUCUGAAGAAACAGAACUACGGGAAUAUAUAGUUGGUGAUUCUGGUUAUGCCUUGCUACCUUGGCUUUUAACUCCUUAUCAAGGCAAAGAACUUUCAGAAUCUAAAGCUGAGUUCAAUAAGAGGCAUUUAGCAACUCGUAUCGUGGCACAGAGGGCCUUAGCUAGGCUGAAAGAAGUCUGGAAAAUGAUUCAUGGAAUGAUGUGGAGACCUGACAAGCACAAGCUACCAAGGUUUAUCCUUGUAUGCUGCAUUCUUCACAACAUUGUUAUUGACAUGGACGAUGAUGUCUUGGAUGAGUUGCCUCUAUCAUCUCAUCACCAUGACCCGGGAUACGGGCAAGAGGUCUGUGAAUCUGUCGACAAGUCUGCUUCAGUUUUGAGGGACAAUCUGUCCCUCCACUUAACUGGAAGAUGACAUUCUUAAAUGAUGUGAAUGCUUCUUGGUGAGUGAAUAGCAUAAGCUAUCUAUUUGAUGGCAGAUAAAGAGUAUUUUCAAAGAUCUGUAGGCAUUUGAUUUUUAUGUUUUGUUUUAUAAGUUUGAUUAGAGUAGACUUUGAGAUAUAACUUGUAGGAAAUAAGACAUUAUGGGUGGAUAGUUUCCUUAUUUAAGCAUACAGUGUUUUGCUAUCCAAA
Molecule: messenger RNA, 1817 nt
Organism: Solanum tuberosum (potato)
Lineage: Eukaryota; Viridiplantae; Streptophyta; Magnoliopsida; Solanales; Solanaceae
Product: putative nuclease HARBI1
Exons: 3
Coding region: 430-1599 (389 amino acids)
Source: RefSeq, a predicted model, not a curated record